Molecule: messenger RNA, 1984 nt
Organism: Pomacea canaliculata
Lineage: Eukaryota; Metazoa; Mollusca; Gastropoda; Architaenioglossa; Ampullariidae
Exons: 8
Coding region: 484-1491 (335 amino acids)
Source: RefSeq, a predicted model, not a curated record
GCCGCGUGAAGAAAGCCACGAAAGACAGUGAACCAUGUCACUGUUCAAAAAAGAUGGCUUCUGACAUGAACUUAAUAUAUUCAGUUGCAGUGAAACAGCGAUACCUGACAACUGAAAAGUUGUCUUCACAUCUUGGGUUGACUCUGGGCAGCGCUCAACAUGUCGACUUCAGGUAGACAGACAGGUAUGGCAAUCAAUUCCGUGGCUAUACUGGAAAGGCGACUACCAAGUGAACGCCACUUGUAACGUUUUCCAGCUUGUCUUGGCCAAAGAGCAGCGACUGGCAUUUAUGAGUUUAUGAUGCUCUGAAGGGUUCUUAUUUUUAUGUGCAUGGGGAAAAAGUGUGCGCGCACCACACACACAUAGGACUGAUAAUGAAAAGACAUCUGUUUCCAGUUUUAGCAUGCAGUGAAAGACAAAGCAUUCACACUGUAGCAUCAAGAGAACGCAUGUGCUCCAAAGAACGUGACCGGACAUUUCCUGAUGAUUGAAUACCUUGGGAAUCUACAUGAAAGUACAAGAACAGUGACAGGAUGUGAUAACAAACAAGUCUCCAUCCAGUGGCCUUGUAACAUCCAGUAUGACAUGGUAAAGAGGAUGACACUGACUGUUACAAAAUCUCAGUCCAAAGUAGAGCACAUAGCUUCCAUUACUAGUGAUGGUAAUGUCACGAUACCUCAGCGAUAUACCAAGCAUGUCAGAGCAAGAGGCACAUCUGGUGUUUUACUAACUGAAGCUGCAGUUUUGGAUUCUGGCCAAUACCUAACUGAGGUUGAGUACUGGAAUGGAUCUCUCAUCUAUGAAGAUUUUUUUUUGUGUAUAUAUGUUCCUCCCCUCAUUCUGUAUGAUGCUCUGAACAUCAGUGUUGUAAAAGAAAGCGAGCAUUGUCAGAGCAUUAUAUGUGGUCAAGUCAUUUUCUCAGGAUUCCCAGCAGUGUCAUUCAUAUGGGAGACUCCAAAAGCAGGACAGACUCAAACCGUAUCAGGUAGCCACAGCAAAAUACAUGGAUGUCCACUGGCAUCAGGGACAUAUAAGUGUCGUCUUGAAGGCCCAGCCACUAAAUGCUUGGACAAUUCAUAUUCCCUUGAAGCAUCAGUUUUCAUCAACUCUUCUUUGGUUUCCGAGAUGACCAGUCAGUUCAUCUUCAUUAGCUGCAGCAUAGAUGGUGAACUAGGAGUAAAAGGGAGACUAGCCCUCCUGAUUUUAGUUCCCAUGGCAGCAGUCCUUGUACCAGCGAUUGUCUUGGGAGUGUGGAUAUUGAGACACAUGCUGUCAUCCCCUCAGCGCAGUGAAACACAUCACAACUUAUAUGGUUGCAUUCACAAAAAAUCAAGAUCUGAUUUUGGUAGCUUGAUGGAAGAUAAGUCAGAUGGCCGUGACACACCUAGUCCUUUUCCAGAAGAACCAGAUCUAGAAAUUGAAGAUGAAGACACAGAGGAGGGAGACUACCAAAUGAGUCCCAUGAUUGGACGAGGUCAAAUCACAGUUUAAGGUUACCCUCUACUUACAUCUGAUGUACAGGGUUCAUUUUUUUCAGUGAAAAUAUCCUGAUAGUGUACAUUUUUCAUUAAAUUGAGAAAUCUGUGUUUACAAUCACUGCCAUAAAAAAUGACAACAGUAGUAAUGCUUUCUGUGUUGGGACAAUUACUAUAUAUUAUUAUAGCGACAGAGGUUUGCAUGAUUCCUCUGUCUAGUGAGUGACUGCCAAGUAUCAUAGUCUAGAUUAUUGUGCACAAACAUUUCAGAAAUAAUUAUCACUAAUAUGUUUAUAUUAGUUUUAAAGUGAUUUGAGAAAAAAAUCGAUUUCAAAAUUAUUUUUCCUCAAAAAUACUAUAUGGUACUUAUUUCUUUUUGUUAUUAAUUAUUAAUAAUUGUUUUUUAUUUGCUGUUUGGAUUGGGAAUGUAUAUUCCUUGAACUUUAUGGCUCGCCAAUGCUUUGAACAUGUCAAGUAAUGUACAUAAAACAUGGAAUAAAGUUUUCGUU